Zalophus californianus (California sea lion) is the source of this 7832-nucleotide messenger RNA. It is a transcript of the gene FAM13A, whose product is annotated as family with sequence similarity 13 member A. The record is from RefSeq and is a predicted model, not a curated record. The transcript has 24 exons. Bases 114 to 3356 code for a protein of 1080 amino acids. Lineage: Eukaryota; Metazoa; Chordata; Mammalia; Carnivora; Otariidae. Gene Ontology annotation, biological process: signal transduction.
UUCAGCCGAAUGAGAAGCAAAGCCACACUUCCGAAAAUGUUAGGAGCUGCGUUUCGCUUGCUGUGAGGCCUCUGGAUCAGGAGCGGUUUUUCAAAUGAGAGCCUAUCUAGUGAAUGGAAUUUCAGUAUUUCGCUGUCAUUUUGAUGUUUUCAUCUGGUCUUCAUCACUUCUACCAGGCACUUCCUACGAGAAUGGGGGCAGGCGCUCUGGCCAUCUGUCAAAGUAAAGCAGCGGUUCGGCUGAAAGAAGACAUGAAAAAGAUAGUGGCAGUGCCACUAAAUGAGCAGAGGAAUUCAACCUAUAAGAAGUUAUUUGGAGUCAGCCUCCAAGACCUUCAGCAGCAGGGGCUCACGGAGAACGGCAUUCCAGCUAUAGUGGGGACUAUCGUGGAGUACUUGGUGAAGCAUGGACUCACCCAGGAAGGCCUUUUUAGAGUGAAUGGCAACGUGAAGGUGGUGGAACAGCUCCGAUGCAAGUUCGAGAGUGGAGCCCCAGUGGAGCUUGGGAGAGACGGGGACGUCUGCUCAGCAGCCAGUCUGUUGAAGCUCUUCCUGAGGGAGCUGCCGGAGAGUGUGGUCACCUCCGCGUUGCACCCUCGAUUCAUUCAGCUCUUUCAGGAUGACAGAAAUGAUGCCCAGGAGAGUAGCUUAAGAAACUUAAUAGAAGAGCUGCCAGACACCCACUACUGCCUCCUCAAGUACCUAUGCCAGUUCUUGACAAAAGUAGCCAAGCACCAUGUGCAGAAUCGCAUGAACAUCCACAACCUCGCCACUGUAUUUGGGCCAAAUUGCUUUCAUGUGCCACCUGGGCUUGAAGGCAUGAAAGAACAAGACAUCUGCAACAAGAUAAUGGCUAAAUUACUAGAAAAUUAUAAUACUCUGUUUGAAGUAGAGUAUACAGAAAAUGAUAACCAGAGAUGUGAAAACCUGGCUAGGCUUAUCAUAGUAAAAGAGGCCAGUUGUAAGAACGCAUUACCUAACAUCCUUAUAACAAAAGACUUAGAAAGAGACAUGCAAAAACCAUCUCUCAAAACCAGGAUCCCCAAAUCCAGGAGUGAGGGAUCUAUUCAGGCCCACAGAGUUCCACAACCAGAGCUAUGUGAUGGCGUUCCUCAGGUCAGCCUGUGGCUAAGUCGUAGAAAACCCUGCUGGGAUGACGUGAAUUCAGCAGAGGAUGCUAAUGUCGCAAAGUUGGUAUCCAGUUCACAGGAAGAUGAAAGACCUAUGUCACCUUUCUAUUUGAGCACACAUGUAUCCCAAGUCAGCAAUGUUUCGACAACUGGAGAACUCUUAGAAAGAACCAUCCGGUCGGCAGUAGAACAGCACCUUUUUGAUGUAAAUGGCUCUGGAGGCCAAAGUUCAGAGGACUCGGAAUCCGGAACAUCAUCAGCAUCUUCGGCCACGUCUGCCAGACAGCGCCGCCGUCAGUCCAAAGAGCAGGAUGAAGUUCGACAUGGCAGAGAUGUGGGACUUAUCAACAAAGAAAAUAUUCCUUCUGGGUUCAACAACCUUGAAGAUUGUAUUUUGAAUGCUCAGGAAGUGGAAAAAUUGUAUGAAAAUACUUCUGGUUAUAUUGGAGAAAGGGGCAAACCUAAACGUCAGAAAUCCAAUUCCAAACUUUCUGAACUCAAUGAAAAUCAAGAUGGUCUUGUGAAUAUGGAAAGCCUCAAUUCCACACCAUCUCAUGAGAGGGCUGGACCUGACGAUGUUGAACUGAUGUCCGAUGAAAGCAAAGAAGAUGAAAAAGACCGCAGACAUACCCAGCAUUUUGAGAGCCCCACAAUGAAGAUUCAGGAGCAUCCCAGUGUACCUGACACCAAACUGCAGAGGACUCAAGAUGCCGAUGACCAGCAGGAGAGCUUUGUCUCUGAAGUUCCUGAGCUCGACCUGACUGCAUUGUGUGAUGAGAAGAGCUGGGAAGAACCCCUCCCUGCCUUCUCAUGGCAGCAGGAGAACGUGGACUCAGAUGAAGCGCACCUCUCCCCGCAGGCUGGGCGCCUGAUUCGCCAGCUUCUGGAUGAAGACAGUGACCCCAUGCUCUCUCCUCGGUUCUAUGCUUAUGGGCAGAGUAGGCAGUACCUGGAUGACACAGAAGUGCCUCCUUCUCCCCCAAAUUCCCAUUCUUUCAUGAGAUGGAGACUGUCUGGACCCUCUCCCUCCGUGCCGCAUCCCCAUCCCCAAGCCCCUCAGCAGGCAGCGAGUGCCCCAACCUGUGCCCCUCACAGGCGCCGGAGCUCCUCUCUCGGCUCCUACGAUGACGAGCAGGAGGACCUGACACCUGCCCAGCUCACGCGAAGGAUUCAGAACCUUAAAAAGAAGAUCCGAAAGUUCGAAGAUAGAUUUGAAGAGGAGAGGAAGUACAGACCUUCUCAUAGUGACAAAGCAGCCAAUCCAGAGGUUCUAAAAUGGACAAAUGACCUUGCCAAAUUCCGGAAACAGCUUAAAGAGUCCAAACUAAAGAUAUCUGAAGAGGACCUAAGCCCCAGGAUGCGGCAGCGAAGCAACACGCUUCCCAAGAGUUUCGGUUCCCAGCUUGAGAAAGAAGAUGAGAAGAAGCAAGAGCUCGUCGAUAAAGCCAUAAAGCCUAGCGUCGAAGCCACACUGGAAUCCAUCCAGAGGAAGCUCCAGGAGAAGCGGGCAGAAAGCAGCCGUCCUGAAGACAUUAAGGAUAUGACCAAAGACCAGAUUGCCAAUGAGAAGGUGGCUCUGCAGAAAGCUCUAUUAUAUUACGAAAGCAUUCACGGCCGGCCGGUGACCAAGAAUGAACGUCAGGUAAUGAAGCCACUGUAUGACAGAUACCGGCUGGUCAAGCAGAUCCUGUCCCGAGCCAACACCAUACCCAUCAUCGGAUCCCCCUCCAGCAAGCGGAGAAGCCCUUUGCUGCAGCCAAUUAUCGAGGGCGAAACUGCUUCCUUCUUCAAGGAGAUAAAGGAAGAAGAUGAGGGUUCAGAGGACGAUAGCAACAUGAAGCCGGACUUCACGGUCACUCUGAAGACCGAUUUCAGUGCCCGCUGCUUCCUGGACCAAUUUGAAGAUGAUGCUGAUGGGUUUAUUUCCCCAAUGGAUGAUAAAAUACCGUCAAAAUGCAGCCAGGACACCGGGCUCUCCAACCUCCAUGCCGCUUCAAUACCAGAACUCUUGGAACACCUUCAGGAAAUGAGAGAAGAAAAGAAAAGGAUUCGAAAGAAACUGCGUGAUUUUGAAGACAAUUUUUUCAGACAAAAUGGAAGAAAUGUCCAGAAGGAAGACCGCACUCCCAUGGCUGAAGAAUACAACGAAUAUAAGCACAUAAAGGCAAAACUAAGGCUCUUGGAGGUGCUCAUCAGCAAGAGAGACACUGAUUCCAAGUCCAUGUGAGGGGGGCAGCCCCAGCCCGAACAGAGGGGGCUGCUGAAGGUGCAGGCUGAACUUACCACCUGUCUCCCCUAGUAAAGAGCAGCUCUGCACAAAGUGGAAGGCAGCAUUGGAGGUGGACCUGCAAAGCAUGUAGCCCUUCUGCCUCCAGGCCUUUGGGAUCCGCUCCAGUUUCCAUCGCCGGCCUCAGAAACUGCCUGGAUGGAAGAGGGCAACCUGCUUUGAUUUAAGAAUUUUGUAAGGGGAAGUCAAGAUCCCGCAGGCACACGUAGACCCUAGGGGAAGCUUCACUAACGCUGGCGGUGAUGAAUCACUACGUGGAGACACACUCAUCUACAGAGAAUAUACACUGUUCUUCCCUGGAUGACUGAGAAACCUGUCUAACUGGGAUACAACCCAGCUCAGGACUUCCCUCUGGAGAGCGAACUUGCUAUGCAGGUCCAAGUUCUCUUGGCACCCAGUAAAAUGGGAACGUGUGCCGGAGCCCUGUUUGCUGCCUUGGCCAUUCUCGUGACCUUUCCCCGCUCGCGUGAAUUGUCCCCCUUCAGUUCUCAGGUAGACGGAAGCCGCGUCGGCCCAGCACGGCGGCGCGAUCACCUGUUUGUUGGUGUGUUGCUUCAAGACUUCCUCGGCUGACGAAGAAUUUUGAUUCUUGACCAGGACUGGAUCAUCUGCAGAGGACAGAGGGAAUAUAGUUAUAUUCGUGCUGAUUUUUAAAUCAGACAACAGGGUGAAGAGCCUGGAAAAUUCCUUCCUGAACAUGGAUUGCACUUGAUCAGUCUCAGAUUUUCGCAAGACCAGUAUGCUAUGGCGUCCUGUAUGGGGCUUGGUUUCACUUUGGCUCUAGCCAAACAUAAAGGAUCUUGCUUAAUUCUUAGCUUAAGUGUUGAGGAUCAUGAGAGAGAGAGAGAGAGAGAGAGAGAGCCUGUGUUCUAAGCCUUCUGAGUACUUACCAGAGUUUAAAAAAAAUUUUUUUAAAGUAAACCUGCACUAAAUCCCCUCACUGAGGGGUAACUGUAGCCCUCAGAACUCAGUCCAAGGUGGAAUCUAAAUCACACUGUUUCCAAGAUCAUGUAUAAAGAGAAAAAUAAUGGUGUGGGGUCACUUAGGAUUAUAAUUUUUUCAGAGACUGUGUUGCAAAGCUGUCUAUAUUAGACCUUUUGGGAAGACCAGGGAAUUUAAAACACCAAAUCAUUCAUCUCUUUACUGUGCUGAUGUCCCCUUGUGAUUUGCUGUUACUUUUUCACCUUCUGUGUCUACAUCGAGGAAAGUGAACUCUGUUUCUGCCUGUCCGUCCAAGGCCUCUGUUGGCACUUUGUGGGGUGGAGCUUUGUGGGUUUGCGCUUUGUGGGAUGCAGCUCAAGUGUCUGCACACCGGCCACCGACUGCCAAGAGAAAACAUCUCAGCAGGCUCUGCCUUUUGAAGAUCAUGUCGCAGGAUGAGCAGGAGAGCAAGGCUGCCCUCCCAUAGGUUUUGAGAAUUGCCUUCUUAAAGGGUACCAUUUGGUUUGGUUUGAUAAGAAGAGGAAAGAGAACAUUAAACUCUACUGACCAGUUGCCAGUUUUGAAAUGGGUUCUUGAGAAACUGGCCAGAUUGGAUUUCUAGCAGUGUUUUCCAUUGCUGAAGUGAGGUAGAAGCUGUCAGUUGAAAAUUGUUCUAAGUCAGGGGAAAAGAAUACCUUUAAGUUUGCUCUUAAAAAUAAUCAUAUAGAAGCAUGAGCUGUGUGUUGGAAGUCCCCUGUGUUAAUCCACACAUUUGAAGACGGUACGUAAUCCUACAGAUUUAAAUGUACAUGAGUAUAUAGUUUGGUAUUCUUUGCUCUACUGUUUACAUUGCAGAUCACUAUAAUUUCGAGGAGUUAUAUUAUAAAUAAAAUGAAGCACUUUAGGACGUUUUCUAUUUUUGAAAUCUGAACAUGAAUCAUUCACAUGACCAAAAAUUGUAUUUUUUAAAAGAAAUACAUGUCUAGUCUGUCCCUUUUGAGUAUUCUCUUAAAUAAGCUAUAAUAUAAAUCAAAUCAUUACCAGUUAACCUUUAAAGCACAUCUGUUUAAGAGUAUUGUUUUGAAAAUACUAAUAUGCUACAGAAUUUUAAAAGAAAAAAUGCUAUAUAAAUGAGGAGCUACUAAAUGUUUGAAAUCUGUUGUUUCUGCCAAAGGUAAAUUAAGUAAAAGAUUUAUCCAGGACUCUCCAUUCCAAUUUGUAUGAUUGAAUAAAAGAAAACACCAGGUUACAGUCAAAUAAACUGCAUAUGGAAUGUCGUGUUCUCCUUUGUAAUUUCUCAUCUAUAUUAACUUCACAGAAUGGUGCCCCGAUUAAGGGCGGAAAAGCCCUGUUUACACUCAAUCCUAUUUGAAGCCAUGGCGGUAGGUUCCGGCUCUGCCAGAAAUGCUGAGGCAAAUUUGUUUCCACAGCAACCAUUUCUGCAGCCCAGGGUCUUGGGGCCCUAGAGGCAGCAUCUUAAUUGGCUUCACACAGAAUACUCUGGACUGGGGUUUUUCCUUUGCUCUCUUGGGAAUGUGUGUGUGUUUAUUAGCACACGCCAACAAAGUAAAUGUCAGGGGUUAUUUAAUAACAAUGAUAAGUAAAGGUAAAGCAUGAAUAAACUUGAUUGUAUGACUGUAAGAAUUAGAAAUAGCAGAGGCUUGUAAUUUUCACAAGCAUUUGCUUUUUGUGUGUUCAGUCUGGAGUAAACAUUGAAAUAGAUGUUUACGUUCAGUCGGUAUGGUAUCAUUACUGCAUUUCAUUUCUGAAUCAUUCAGUUUGAAUUUCGCUUUUCAGACAUGUAUGUGCAAGGUUUAGGAGAAGGGCCUGCUUAGAAGUUUUUCAGACAGCUGAUCUGUCUUGUACCUGUAGAAGCAAGCUCACACCACCUCAGUGAUCUCCCUGAAUUCAGGGGAAAUUUCAAUGGAAGACCAAACCAAAUUUCAAACUGGAGAACUGAUUUUAUUUAAUUGCUAGCUAUAAUGCAUCGAGAGCUAAAAAUUAGAUUUCUUCCCUCUAGUUGCCAGUUUGAAGUCAAAAGCUAAUUAUUCAUUGCCUAGGCGGGGAUCAGCCAUGUCUCUAUUUGUAAUGUUAGUGUAAUUUUUGCUACGUCUCCUUCUGAUGCAAUGCUUGCGUGGUGGCAGAAGAGGCUGUUGCAGGGUGCGCCUGCUCCCAGGUGUGGCAUUUCUAGCCCGGGACAAAUGUCGCAAGGCUGUGUUGAAAUCAUAAAUAUUGCACUGAGCUGUCCUGAGGCGAGCAGUUUUGGAGCCCCUGAGGGCUGAGCAUUUGUGAAUGUGGUUGAGCUUGGAAUUCCUAAUAAGGUGACUAUUUAGGUUUAUAAAAGGGGCCGCCGUGGUACCAAUUACGUUCGUUCUUUCUGGAACUUCCUAUUUUUCAGCAGACAGAACUGGGCCCAGUAUACAGAACUGGUCAGAUCUACAAGAAAAAUCAGAUUUCAGUUUGUUGAUUAACUGUUUAAAAGAGAUUCUUAAUCUGAUAGUGCAGCUGCCACUUUUCUUAACCUUACUACUUUUGAUGGUAUAUUUACAGUCGAAUGCCAUAAACUGUCAAUAGCCUUAUGAAACAUUGGCUGUAGUCUAAAUUCUGUCUUGCAUUCAAGAAGGAUCUUCCCGACACACUGCUUCCUGGAGGGUUUUUUUCACCCCUCAGUGGGGAGAGGUGGUUUCUGCACCAAGACCAACACCUCCUUUAUGUUCUUUUUCUGUAUCCACUUGGGUACAUCAAUAGGGGGAGACAAAACCGUACUCAAGUGUGAAGCUCGUAUGUGUGGCGGAACUCACAAUGUGCUUUCUUUCCUUUUAUUCCCUUCUAUUUUUUCUCCACUUGACCCCAAAAUGUACUGAAGAGUACAUUUUGUCCUAAGACUAGCCAAACGUAUUUUCAGAUGUUUAUUCAGAUUAUGCAUCCUAACACUUCACAUGGGCUGCGCGGCAAGCUCCUAACAAGAGUGACGUGUGUGGCAGGCGCGGCGUGGUGGCGCUGGCCAGUUGUGCCCCUGUGGGCAUCUGCAUUCCUCUCCUGUGAUCCUUCAUAAUAGGAGUGUGGACAUCAGCUGAGAUCAUUACAGAUCGACACAAACGUGUGUGUAAAAUGAAAUAUGUACAUCUCCAAGUUCCUAUGGCUGAGACGUUGCAGUUUUGUCUCCAGAGACUCUCAUUCUGCCUGGAAUCCACCCUGUUGUGCUCAUGCGCAUGGCUCGAGAAAUCGAGAAAUCAGUGUGGCAGAUCCGCUUCUCAGUCUGAAAGCACCUAUACGUACUGUCCUGAAAAUCUCCAAGAGUAGAUACAGUUUCAGUUAAUAUGGGCCCAGAACAAUGUUUACAUGACAUGUAAGCAGAACACAUUUGAAAUUACAGUUGUCCUUUUUUAAAAUGUAAACUGAAUGAAAAAUGUUGUGUACAUUUCUGUACAUGACUGACUGUAUUUUGUAUAAACGUAAAUAAAAUAUUUUUAACUGUGAAUGUUGGGAAAUUUU